Messenger RNA from Brachypodium distachyon (stiff brome), 2967 nucleotides. RefSeq lists its product as uncharacterized. Bases 209 to 2812 code for a protein of 867 amino acids. The transcript is spliced from 14 exons. NCBI's taxonomy places the organism in Eukaryota, Viridiplantae, Streptophyta, Magnoliopsida, Poales, Poaceae. The record is from RefSeq and is a predicted model, not a curated record.
UGUUGUGCGAUAUUUCUCCCCGCCCGCUCUCUCUCCUCCAUUGUUGUUCUUCAUUCACUCUUCUGACCGAACGUCCGGUUCUUCUUCUUCCAUUUGCUCACCCUGUUUCUUCGGCCGCCCUUCAUUGCUUCAUGUGGUACUCCUGAAAUCUAAAGAGGAUGUGAUUUCGAGAAUCAUAAGCGCGGCUGACAAUAUAAGUGAAUUAAAGAUGCAGGGACAUGCAGACACUCAGCUUUCUUCUGCCUCUGAAUAUGACAGCAACGAUGAUAAUCAAGUUUCUUCAAGUUCUAAGUCCGCAACAUCCAGAACUUCUGCGAAGACAUUGUACUGGAUUAUCAAAAUUUUUAAUGAAGUCAAGAGGCAGUGUGUUAGGGAGAUAGGAUUUGGUGGCACACUUGAAAUUCCACUAUGGAAUUCAAUUAGUCGUAUCUUUAGUACCUGGCUGCUUGCUAAUGUUGACUGCACCAACCUUGCAAUCGUUGUUGACAAAUUGCGUAUGCUCCCAUUUGUACCGGAAGAUGUCAACAGGGCUUUUGGUGUUCCGUGUGGAACCCGUGAUGUGCUUGGACCAGAAACAAGAAUCUCUAACACCGCGUUGGCGUACAUUAGGGAACAAGCCGGCAUUCCUGGCAACAAAGUGAGCCUGAAAGAUGCGGAGAGAAUUGUUCUUAUGGAACUAACGGCUGACAGCACUCGACUGGAGAAGGAUUCUUUCAAGAUGGCAUACGUCAUCAUUGUUAUGGGUCACAUGCUAUCACCUUCAACAAAGUACGAUCAUGUCAACGCUGAUUUCCUUGGUGCAUUACGAUGUACAGAGGAGAUAGGACAAUACAAUUGGUGUGCAUACAUUAUUAAAGGUAUCAUUGAUGCUGCUAACAAAGUACAAGAUGACAUCACCAAGAACAGAGUUGUUUCCAACAUUGCAGGUGCUCACAUAUUCCUUCAGGUGCACUAUCUGGAUAACCUCUUGCUUGGACCACUUCAACCCAAAAAGAACAUUUUCCCUCGAUGUAAGGUGUUUCCAACAGAUGUAAUAAACAAACUAAUCUUGGCGGAUACCAAACCUGGAGGUGGAUAUGGUGCAUGCAAGUUCAACGCGAGAGGUAUAUCCAUCGCUCCCACGCCAUCAACCAGUCAUAUUGUCGCCGCAGCAUCAACUAUUAAUCCGCUGAAAAACCAGAUGGGUGCAACACCGGCUACGUCAGCGCCGCUUUUUUCCAAUGUACCGCCAACCUAUUCCGCAACUGCUGCGCUGACUGCUGCCACCUUGCCACGAUUCCUCAGGGAAAAGUACCCGCAAUUGAACAACACAGCCCUUGCAGACGCAUUCAAGCAGUACAAUGCUAACAUGACCAGAGCAAUGAAUGAGAGGCAUUCAGCUGAGAAAAACAGUACACUACAACAGAAUUUAUGGCUCGCUGAUAAGGUCUUAAGAUUCAUUAGUUCUCAUAGUACAGGCAAUCAACUGUAUUGUCGAAUGUCAGGACUGAAGCAUCGUCAUAGCUCUGCCCAGAUAGAAGGGACUCAAAAGACUCAUGCAUAUGAAACUGAAGCUGACAGCAAGGACCGUGCGAUAGAAUCAACACCCAAGAGGUCCUCACCUACAGUCAAUAAUGCAAGUUCCAUUAAGAAAUGUAAAUCUGAUGCCUCAGAUUCCACAAGAAGUUGCUUCAAGGACAUGGAUUUUGAUCCACCUUCCUUUGAUCUCGGAGUCGACACGAUGAAAACUCUCACACCACAAAAUAUUACAUCAUUCGCAGCUUCCAACGACGAUUCAACGAAAACACCUCCCCCACCAGCGCCGACAUGUACACCAUGUUCUCCUGCUGCUACUAGAGCUUGCAUGGAAGUCGUUAUGGCUGACCUGAUCCUCAGAACUGACAAUGUAGACUGUCCUGAGAGCAAGGUCUUGUUUGGUCAUUUCUCUGCAUCCCCACCGGACAAACGACGGACCAGAAAAGGCGUUUUUGCCCCAUCUCCUUGGUCAGAAGGGUACAUACAUCCGAAACCACCUGGUGACUUAAUGGUUAGUCUUAUGGAUUGGAUCAGUGACGCGGGGUUACAGUACAUGAAGAUCAAAUGGAUGACAAGCGAAUUCCCUCGGUACAUCUUUGUACCUGGGAGUGAAAUCAGGGAUCAAAUUGUACGUUCAACCAAUCUGGACUUUGAACUCUGUGACCUACUGCUAAGAAGGUUCACUCAGCUAGAUACUAUGAUGGAACCGAACAGCAGCAAGUUUCGUUGGCGUCAUAUCCUCGAAAGUGAUUUUUCGCUGUUCUCUCAGGCAAUGAUGUCACCGCACUCGUAUCAGUCCGCCAACAAUUCAUCAGCGAACAAGUUAGGUACAACAUGUCAUGCACCCGCAUGUUUGCCGUACCUUCGUUCCUCGAAGGAUAUUUGGUGUGCCUAUAUCUUUGACAUGAAGGAAGAAAUCAUUCAUGUUCUCGAUCCAUUCCUCCAACAAGACCCUGUUGGCAAAAUGAAAGACUUGCAUAUACACACAUCUGGUCUACUUCAUUACAAACUCUUCGACUGCCUCAACAACUUCUUUGAGAACUGGAAUCCUACAAAAAAGGAUUGGCCUCUUGUUUUUCCUAUCCUCACAAACGACAAAUUCAGGAAAGAACAGAGUGGACUUUGUAUGUUGCACUGUCUUCGUAAUUACAAUGGGGAUGAGCUAGAACAACCACUCACAUUGAAAGGGUACUCAAGGCUGCAACACACAUUCCUCUAUGAAAUCCUCACUAUCGAGAAGAACAAGACCAGACUUCCAGUACCUGUGUUGAAGAUCAUUGGUGAACCGAAAGAUUGAUCACAUCCUGCUUGUUGUAAUCAAUGUACCUAAGAUGGCGUGUAACUAAGUGCCAUGGUGACACUGCCUUUUGUGAACGUGCUGCCUAAGACCUGCUAUUGUCCUCUGUUGUUCGUACUGUCAGUACCUACUAAUCACAUUUCCUUCCAAGUGCA